Molecule: messenger RNA, 941 nt
Organism: Microdochium trichocladiopsis
Lineage: Eukaryota; Fungi; Ascomycota; Sordariomycetes; Xylariales; Microdochiaceae
Exons: 1
Coding region: 165-716 (183 amino acids)
Source: RefSeq, a predicted model, not a curated record
AGCAAGCGGUCAGUGGUCGUCAUCAUCCUCUUCCAUUACAACAGCGGCUGUGCUCAACCUCGAAUCCUGCCUACCUAGUGUAGCUGCAGUCUCAACAAGCUCUGCAACCAACACGUCAGCUACACAAGAUACAUGGUUAUCUGCCUGCAGUGUGCACAACGGCCAUGAUGGCUCUUGUCCGUCGGCGGCUGGCGUCACUGGCAUCGCGGCCACUGCUGCAUCGCUAUCAGCGGGUGGAUCCCCCACCUGGCUGGCAUUUCCCACCCGUUGAGGAGCUUCGGUCAACUGCCUGCUCCAACCUGCCGGCAUGUACUGUACGUCCUGAACAAAGGGGGCCUGCCUCCCUGCCAGGCCAUUACACUUUGACAGGGCGACGUCCACCCGCCUUCCCCGGUGCGCCUGAGCAGGCAUUGCCAAAUCCCAUGACAACAACCGCAAUAAUACCAGCUUCUAGGCCCCCUGAAAGAAGCGGUCAGCUGGGCUCUGUUCAAUCUCAAGCUCGCAGGGUUGGCCAGGUUCCGCUUUCUAGAAGCGCUUCGAGGGCUCUGCUCAGUCAGCUUAGACACCAGAGAGACACAAGACACAGGCAACCUGAGCCGUCGAUCGCAACCAGGCAGUGGAUGCAGUCGCCGCGGGCAUUCCUCCUCGCCGAAGCCCCUGCCCAUUGGCGGGCUUAUCUUACUGUGCGCCCGGCAGCUAUCUGUCGGGAUGCAUGAUGCCCGUUUCUCACUCCGGCGCUCAACACCACCGAAGCUCCUCACCGGCUGGCAUCAUGGCGUCGACCUCUCGUGAUGGGACCGUCUCAAAGCCGUCACCGUUAUAGCAUUGCCCGUCAGGCAUCGUCGUCUGUGCUGCAAAAUGACGAGCAGAGCAGUUGGCAAUGGUGCUUUGGAUGCUGUAAACCUCAAAAAGCUUCACAAAGUAUAAGCUCAAGCUCAAGC